Lactuca sativa (garden lettuce) is the source of this 1011-nucleotide messenger RNA. The record is from RefSeq and is a predicted model, not a curated record. Lineage: Eukaryota; Viridiplantae; Streptophyta; Magnoliopsida; Asterales; Asteraceae.
UGAGAGAGAGAGAGAGAGAGAGAGAGAGAGAGAGAGAGAGAGAGAGAGAGAGAGAGAGGUUAACAUCCUCUUUUCCUAUAUAGCUUUCUUUUCUCAUGUACUCCUUUCCUCUUUGAUCCAAAAUUACCUAGAAAAACAUCUAACAACCAAUCUUCAAUAUCAGAUUCCCAAACCAUAGUUUCGAUGAAUAUCAGGGACGAUAUAAAUCAAGAAAACCCAGGCGAUUAUCAAAGAGGGUGGUUGAAUCUUAGCCUAGGACAAAAUCUAGGUGAGAGUUCACAAUCAAGACCCAUGAAGGUAUAUACAUGCAACUUCUGCAAGAGGAAGUUCUACAACUCACAAGCAUUAGGUGGUCAUCAAAAUGCCCACAAAAGGGAGAGAGAGGCAGCUAGAAGAUAUCAUUCACCAAAGACAACCGACUUCGCACUGAAUUUCACAGGUAACCGAUCACUUGGUGUUCAUGCCCACUCUCUUCUUGUUCACACACCAACCACAAAUGGUGAAACAACUGUAGCAAGGUUUACUGAUGAUGGUGCCAGAUAUGGAGUACGGAUGCAGCCUUAUGAUGUGGAGGAAACAGUGGAACUUAAAUGGCCUGGAGGUUUUUAUUUGGAAGCCCAACCAGCUUCUCAGCCGUCAGAUCAGCAUAUACUUGAUUUGAAUCUAAAGCUGUAAUUUGGUACCAUUUAUGACUUCUUGAAUGCUGAAUUCUCACUAGGGUAAGUUUGUAACAGCUUCUAAUGAGAAAUAUCAGUUUCUCAAUACUGUUCGUUUGACUUGGGAGAUCCACACUACUUUGUGAGGUAACUUUCCAGUUAGAUGCAUUUCAAUUUCAUAAUUUUAAAGUGUAAUUGUUUAGAGCAAACUCUCAGCAUCUUCUUAAAUAAAAUUAUGUCCAGUCGCUUGUACUUUAUUCCUUGUAAUGUUAGGUAUAUAUAGAUAACAUGUAAUAACUUGUAUUUACAUACUGCAGAUCUUCAGUUUUUUGAAAUCUAGACGUACACUUAUCAA